This is a messenger RNA of Cetraspora pellucida, 534 nucleotides long. The record is from the annotation of a GenBank genome assembly. Lineage: Eukaryota; Fungi; Glomeromycota; Glomeromycetes; Diversisporales; Gigasporaceae.
AUGCCUCCCUUAUUGCAAAAUGAAUUAUUCUCUAAAUGGUUCUUGGCAUUUGAAGUAUCGCUUAGACUUUAUAUUGAGUUUUGCAAAAAUGAACCAAGAAUCUCUGUUAAAUACCAUUUAGUCGAUAGUAACAUUAAAGUUUAUGAAAUGCCUAUUGAUCUUCACAGAUUGACUACUAUCCAAAUUUAUUUAGCUAUCAAAUUGUACUCAUCUUAUCAGAAUAAUACUUUUGCACUUCUUGCAGUGCUUUACUUAUAUAGCAAUCAAAAUUCUACAACACAUAUAGUUGUUAAAUCAUUUAAAACAGCACCUUUCUCUAACCAUUCACAAAUAUAUCUUCAAAAUAUCAUACAGAAUGAAGUUAUCACUAGUGUCAGGUUUGAAAAGGCACCUUGUGAUGGUGCUAAUAUUGGUAAAUAUCAGCUAGCCAUCUCUACCAACUUACUUUUUAACAGUAUUGCCAGAAUUAAAAGUGUAUCUGAUAACUUUACUAUAGAUUUAUGGAGAUUGCAAGAUGCAAUUUUCACAAUUUAA